AUGAGUUUUGGUGUUUUGUUAUUUGUUGCACAUAUUUUCUGUUUCUGUGUGUGUGAUUUGAGUCAGGGAUUUUUCAAGAUUAAAAUGGAUAGGAGGGAGUUUUUGAGUGAGCAUUUCUUACGAGAGAAGAGACAAAGAACAAUCAAAUUACAAGAUUCCCUUUCUUCCCACCACAUGCAGUACUCCCCUGCAGUGGCCAAUCCAGAAAAAAUGAUGGAGCAUGUUGAUGCCUUUGUUUAUUAUAAUAACAUCAUAUACAGGCAUUUAAUUUGGUUUUUCAUAUAUAUACAAUUGAAGUCUUCAGCAGAAGAAAUGCAUGCCAUUAUUAAGGGUCUUGAAAAGGUCAGACAAGAACUAGAUGCUUCAGCAAACGAUGGCCCUGUCUAUGAAGUUUUUCAUAAAACACCGAAUCAGUUUAUCAGUAUUGUUGAGUUGGAAGUGGGGUCCGUAACAAAUUUGGUAGAAAUGUUGAUGCAUUGGCAUUAUAUUUUGGUUAAGAUCCUGCUCGUUGCCCUUUUGAACAAGCAACCUAUCUUUCCUCUUCAAUUUCUAAAUUUAAUUGAUCAAGGUGGGUUUGAGAAUGGGGAAUCAGAGGGGUUGGGGCUUCAUAUCAUUUCGGUUACUAUUUUCUUGGUUGCCACUAUAUCUACUUGUUUGGGUGUUCAAACUACCAGUGAAGGUUGCUUUGAGCAUGAGCGUCUUGCUCUUCUGAAGUUCAAACACAGUGUCAAAGAUGACCUUGAACUGUUAUCAUCAUGGGUUGUCAAUGAUUGUUGCCGGUGGGAAAGAAUCCACUGUGACAGCGUCACUGGACAUGUUGAUAGCCUUUUUCUUAGAGGGAUGUCAUCUUCUUUUCCUCCCAACCAGUACUACUUAGAUCCUGAACGCGACUUCUUAGACGUUAAUGAGCUAAAAUAUUCUUUGGCAGAUUUGAGGCAUUUGAAAUACUUGGACCUGAGUGGGAAUUAUUUUGGAGGAAGCCGGAUCCCGGAGUUCAUUGGAUCCUUCAAACAGUUGGUCUACCUCAAUCUUUCGCAUGUUGGUUUUGAAGGUAUUAUUCCUCAUCACUUUGGAAAUCUUUCUAAUCUAAAGGUUCUCGAUCUCAGUUCAAAUUAUGGGCUGGUGGUAGAUGAUAUGGCAUGGACUUAUGGCCUUUCUUCACUCGAGCAUCUCGACUUGAGUUCAUUGUAUCUUAGUGGAGCACACAACUUGCACAUGGUGUUUUUCAUGAUUCCUUCAUUAAAAGAGUUAAGUUUGUCAUAUUGUGGACUUUCCAAUGUUGAUCUCGAUCCUCUUCUGAAUUCGAGUAGAAUGAUUCCCAACAUCAAACACUUGGAUCUUGGCUUUAAUAACUUUGAAGGUCCACUCCCUGCCUUUUUCAAAAAUAUGACAUCCCUAGCAUUCUUGGAUCUUUCAAACUUUAAUCUUAGUUUGGCAUGGAACUUUGCAAACUUGCUGAACAUGAUCCCUUCUUUAUCAAAGCUGUAUUUGUCAAGUUGUGGGCUCGAUAAGACAUUUCUCUCUCCUCUUCAUCUUAAUUUCAGUACACUUUCUAAUAUUCAACAUCUGGAUCUUAGCAAAAAUUCAAUUGAAGGCACAUUUCCAUCUGUUUUAACAAACAUGAGUUGCGUAAGUGUCCUUGACCAUUCAGGAGACAAAUUGAAUUCAUCGGUUCCUUCUAUGCCUAAUCUUCUAGAGCUUGAACUUUCUUCUAACAAGUUUAAGAAGAUUGAGCAGAUAGGAAUUUGGAGACUGUGUCGCCUGAAAAAAUUGAGUGCAUCAUUCAAUAAUUUUGACAAAGAAAUGAGUCACACCCCCACAAACACUUCAGAAUGCUCUCAAUAUGCUUUGAAGGAGUUGCAUUUAAGUUUUGGUUUAAAUGGCACAAUCCCGGAUUCAUUUCGAAGGCUAGUGAAUUUAAGAAACUUACAUCGAUCAAGCAAUGGAUUGACUGGGCCAAUGCCUGAUUUGCUAAGAAAGUUAAGAUUUUUAGAAGUAUUAGAUAUAUCCAAUAACAAGUUAACCGGUCCAAUUUCGGCAUUCCAUGGGAAACUUUCCAAACUUGACCUUUCUUUUAAUCAGUUGAAUGAUUCAAUUCCAGACUCCCUUGGAAAACUAGCAUCCUUAACAGAUUUGUAUAUAAGAAACAAUCGAUUAACAGGGCCCAUCCCAGCAUCUCUGGGGAGACUUAUUUCAUUACAAUCACUUUCGAUGAGUAGGAAUUUUCUAAAUGGGACUAUUCCAGUUUCAAUGGGGAAACUUGCCAAAUUUCAUUCUCUAGAUGUCUGUGGAAAUGUUCUAGAAGGAGUCGUUUUUGAAGCCCAUUUUGCCAACCUUUCAAAGUUGAAAUACUUGGAUACUUCUUCUAAUACUAAGUUGACAUUAAAUAUAUCACCAGAGUGGAUACCUCCAUUCAAAUUGAUAGGUAUUCACCUUAGUUCUUGCAAUAUUGCAAAUGGAUUUCCACAGUGGCUUCGAAAUCAAAGAAAACUCAAGAUAUUAGUGUUGUCCAAUUCUUCAAUUUCAGGACCUCUACCCACAUGGGUGCAGAAGAUGCCAAUCAUUCCCCUCUUAGAUCUCUCCCACAAUAAACUCAACGGACCUUUGACAAACCUUCCUAAUGGGGGAAAUCAUGAUUUGACCGGGGAUGUAGUUACUGCGGUAUUACAUCUGCAAAAUAACUUUUUUAAUGGUUCGAUUCCAAGGUCGUUGUGCAGAAGGAAAGAUUUAAACUAUCUUGAUCUUUCUAGAAAUAUGCUAACUGGGAAAAUUACGGAAUGUCUUGAGAAUAUGCAAGGACUGCGUACCAUGAAAUUUAGCUCAAAUCGGUUGUCUGGUGUCAUUCCAAGCUCCAUAGGUCUUAAUUCAAGGUUAAAUUGGUUAGAUCUAAAUGACAAUAACUUUACUGGUGAGCUUCCAUGCGAAUUGGGGAAUUUAACCAAGUUAAAUGUCUUGGAUCUGGGUGAUAAUAAUUUUUCUGGAAAUAUUCCCGACUGGAUUGGAGAAAACCUCGCAUCUUUAAUGGUUUUAAGGUUAGACAAAAAUAAUUUCUCCGGAGGAAUUCCUCGAUCAUUGUGCAAAACUGCAAGUCUACAGAUUUUGGAUGUUUCCGGUAACAACUUAACCGGAACGAUUCCUCGUUGUCUUGGGCAGUUGAAUGCCAUGAUUAACAGUAGUGGAGUAGCUUUGCACCGGCAAGAGAUAAAAGUUGAUGAGAAUGUGAAUCAUAUUUUGAAAGGUUCUGAUCAUGAAUAUACACAUACUUGGGAUAUAGUUUUUAACAUGGACCUCUCAAACAAUAAACUUGUCGGAGAAAUACCUGCAGAGCUAACUGCGCUAAAUAUGUUGGUGGGACUCAAUUUGUCUUGUAAUCAUCUCAGUGGGAGUAUUCCAAACAGCAUUGGAAACAUGUCAAAGUUAGAAUCUCUCGAUUUCUCAAAUAACAAGUUAAUUGGGAUGAUACCUCCAAGCAUGGCAGCUUUGAAUUUUUUGAGGCAUUUGAAUUUGUCACACAACAACUUGCCGGGAUCCAUUCGCACAGGAAAUCAGUUGCAGACCUUUACAGAUUCAUCAAUAUAUGCUGGGAACGAAGACCUAUGUGGAGCUCCAUUGCCAAAGAAUUGCUCCAAUCAUGAAGAUUCAACGACAACAAUCAAGAAGAGACAUGAAGAAAGUGAUGGGCAGACGAAGGUGUGGUUUUACGUGGAUGUAAUGAGUGGUUUUGCAACAGGGUUUUGGGGUGUUAUUGGAGUUUUGUUGCUCAAGAAGCAAUGGAGAUGGAAGCUUUUCAGGCUUGCUGAUGAAACCAUGGAUAAGAUAUACAUAGUAGUUAUGGUCAGAGUUGCCAAGAUGAAGAAAGGAAGAGAAACCAUACAGAUCCUCUGGAAUGCAAGUAGCUUUUGA
Lactuca sativa (garden lettuce) is the source of this 3903-nucleotide messenger RNA. Lineage: Eukaryota; Viridiplantae; Streptophyta; Magnoliopsida; Asterales; Asteraceae. The record is from RefSeq and is a predicted model, not a curated record.